Penicillium maclennaniae is the source of this 1887-nucleotide messenger RNA. RefSeq lists its product as uncharacterized. The record is from RefSeq and is a predicted model, not a curated record. The transcript is spliced from 6 exons. Lineage: Eukaryota; Fungi; Ascomycota; Eurotiomycetes; Eurotiales; Aspergillaceae. The coding region runs from base 1 to 1887 and encodes 628 amino acids.
AUGAGAUCGACUCGUGUGCUUUGUGUCUGUUCGGGUCGAUAUAUGUCGCGAUCCUUCCACCCGGCUCUCCGUUUGGCUCAAAUGGUUUCUCAUCUUUCGAGCUCCGCGGGCACCGGAUCCGGCUUUCGAGACUCCGAGGCUUCGCACCAAGCUCCCCGGCAAACUCUAGGACCGCGGACGGUAAAGGGCGCUCUUUUUACCUAUGUCCGUCCGGAACCCGCGAAGGAGCCGGAGCUGCUUGGCGUGAGCCCUAGAGCGAUGGAGGACUUAGGCUUGAAGCCCGGUGAGGAAGAUACGCCUCAAUUCAAGGCGCUGGUCGCAGGUAAUCACAUUUGGUGGGAUGAAGAAAAGGGGGGCAUCUACCCCUGGGCUCAGUGCUAUGGUGGUACGUCUUCCCAAUUUGGUUCAUGGGCUGGGCAGCUCGGGGACGGACGUGCGAUCAGUCUCUUUGAGACUACCAAUCCUAAAACAGGGAAACGGUAUGAGCUUCAGCUGAAAGGUGCGGGGAAGACACCGUAUUCGCGCUUUGCAGAUGGCAAAGCCGUCUUACGAUCGAGUAUUCGAGAGUAUGUCGUUUCCGAAGCGCUUAACGCUUUGGGUGUUCCAACAACUCGUGCGUUGUCCCUGACGCUACUUCCUGAUGCAAAGGUUCUGCGAGAGCGCAUUGAACCGGGUGCAAUCGUGGCCCGCUUUGCCGAGUCCUGGCUGCGCAUUGGAACUUUUGACCUUCCACGAGUCCGUGGUGAUCGUGAAAUCAUAAGAAAACUUGCCACUUAUGUCGCGGAAGACGUCUUCGGCGGAUGGCAAAAUUUGCCCGCCGCAGUCUCCGAGGGUGAACAGCUCUCCUCGAAUAUUGACAAUCCUCAGAGAGAUGUGCCCUGGGACGAAAUACAGGGACCCCAAGAGGCCUCAGAAAAUCGAUUCGCAAGGCUCUAUCGCGAAAUCGCCCGACGCAACGCAAAGACAGUUGCGGCAUGGCAGGCCUAUGGGUUUAUGAAUGGUGUGCUGAACACUGACAACACCUCCCUCUACGGGCUUUCACUUGACUACGGCCCCUUUGCAUUUAUGGACAACUUUGACCCAUCGUACACUCCCAACCACGAUGAUCAUAUGCUGCGAUAUUCGUACAAGAACCAACCCAGCAUCAUCUGGUGGAACUUGGUCCGCCUUGGUGAAUCUCUUGGAGAAUUGAUUGGCGCUGGAAAUCGGGUGGAUGAAGAAGAUUUCACCAAGGACGGUGUUACGGAAGACAUGGAGGGGGAGGUUAUCAAGCGUGCGGAGUCCGUCAUUGAACGGACCGGCAACGAAUUCAGAGCAGUAUUCCUGAACGAGUACAAGCGCUUGAUGUCUCGGAGGCUGGGACUCACGACACAGAAAGAUUCGGACUUUCAAGAGCUAUUCUCGGAGAUGCUGGAUACUCUGGAGGCACUGGAGCUCGAUUUCAACCACUUUUUCCGACGCCUAUCGGGCGUGUCUAUCUCGGCGCUGAGCACCGAUGAGCAGCGGAGAGAAGUAGCAUCGAUCUUCUUCCAUGUUGAAGGAUUUAGUGGCAUUGGUUACACCGAUGCCUCCGCCAGAGAACGGAUUGCAAAGUGGCUUGACAGCUGGCAAGUUCGUGUGCUGGAAGACUGGGGAAUCAGCAACGAUGAGGCAAGACAGAAAGCCAUGAAAGCUGUCAACCCGAACUUUGUUCCUCGAGGAUGGAUCCUCGAUGAAAUCAUCGAGCGCGUGGAGCGCAAAGGAGAACGCAAAAUUCUGGACCGGGUGAUGCAGAUGAGCCUGAACCCAUUCAACGACGAAUGGGGGCUUCACAAACAGGAGGAAGAGCGUUUCUGUGGUGACGUCCCCAAGUACAAGCGAGCCAUGAUGUGCAGCUGUAGCUCCUAA